CACUCACCCGCGCGCUCUCGCCGCCACCGCCGUCGCCGCCGCUGCGAGCCGGCGUCGCAGUCGGCCGACGCCUUCCCAUCGCCACUGCUCCCCCUCCGCCGUGGGUGUCGUGGGAGAGUGAAAGAGUAUAACUGGCGCCACUGCCAGCCGCCGUCCCUCCGCUGCGAGCCGGCGUAACCGCCGCCGGCCGACGCCUUCCCAUCGCCAGCAGUCCGCGUGAGUGCAGAACGAGACGUCCCCUUCGUCCGCCCCUCCCUCGCCUCGCUCCUUCCUCGCCUAACGCCCGCCUGCCCUCCUCCGCGCGCAGAAAAGCGAGGAUAAUUUUGGAAAACACUCUUUUGCUGACGUUUUAGUGAUAACAGACAUCCUUGAUCGAUCAAUACCUAAACCAAACAGCGUUAUCACGAUAACCUUCUAGAGAUAACAUUGAUAACCUUGAACCAACGCGCAGCGAAGGGGGCAUUACAUAGUAGGCGUUCGAGGGACGGGGGCAUAGUUUGCAAACCGAUGAGCGAAAGAAAGGGAGAUGGCAACCACGGCGGCGCGGACGCACAGACUCUGGUGGAGGCCGCGCUUGAGGUCUUGAACAUGGCCGAUCCGUUUGAGAAGGCUCGUCUCGGUGAAGCCUCUGCCGUCCGAUGGCUACAAGGCGCGAUCUGUAUCCCCUAUAGUGACGAUGGUCCUCCUCCGCCCGUCCCCGAUCGACCCGCCCGGCUCACAACAAUGAAGCUGGUGUCUCCGAGCAUGAUGCCGAAACUCGGCAAAGCAGGAAGCCUUCAAAGCCGGCAAGCUAUUGUACACAGCCUCGCCCACACGGAAAGCUGGGCCAUCGAUCUUUCCUGGGAUAUUAUUGCUCGAUUUGGGAGGCUGGAGGCGAUGCCCAGGGAAUUUUUUACUGACUUUGUAAAGAUAGCCCGAGAUGAAGGCCGACACUUCACACUGCUUGCCGAGAGGCUGGAGGAGCUCGGCACGUACUAUGGAGCUCUCCCUGCGCAUGAUGGCCUCUGGGACUCUGCGUUGGAGACCUCCAAAAGCCUGUUGGCCCGUCUCGCUGUGGAGCACUGCGUGCACGAGGCUAGAGGACUUGAUGUCCUUCCUACCACCAUCUCUCGAUUCCGGAAUGCAGGGGAUGAGAGAACUGCAACUUUACUGGAAACUGUGGUAUAUCCAGAAGAAAUAACACACUGUGCUGCUGGUGUUAAAUGGUUCAGAUACUUGUGCCUUAGGGAAGCAAGCAAACAUCAUGGUUCAGAGACCAUUUGUGGAUAUGUUGAACAUGUGCAACCCAUGGUGGGACAAAGCAUUCCCUACCAGCAAGAAGCUGAUAAGGAGGAUGGUGAGAUAAAAAACCUGGAACACAAUGUCGGAAGCUUUCUAAAAAUAAGCUAUGAUGAACAAGAGUUAGUAAUCCAGCGUUUUCAUGCCACUGUCCGUGAACACUUUCGGGGCCCACUUAAGCCCCCUUUCAAUGCCGAAGCAAGGAAAGCUGCUGGCUUUGGACCUGACUGGUACGAGCCCUUGGCAUCAAAAUAGGGGGUGGUAACUUGGCAAGAUAGACAUGGAACUUGUGACUUGAGGAGAUAGUGUUUAUGAUGACUUGACGCGAUGAAGAAACAGCAACCAAUGACUUAAAGGUCAGAUUGAGUUUGAAGAAGGUUGCAUGAGACAUUUGAGGGACGGCAGGAUGAGAAAUAUUAUGGUGGUGUUGAAGUGGUUUGUGGAGGAUGACUUGGCGUGACAAAAUUGCUUGGCUUGGUUGCUCUAAGUCUGUUGGAGAUCAGUGAAGGAUGAUUUGAGACAUUUGAUAGAUUGCAGGAUGAGCAUCGUGAUAUAGGGUUGAUCAUGUUGAUGCAAUCAUCCAGUCAUGUAUAUUGCAUGUUUUGGAGGGUUGUAGAUACGAUCUAACCAAACAUAUAUUGCAUGUUUUUGAUGUUUGGAUCACCUUUAACUUGAAUAUUUAUUAUAA
Molecule: messenger RNA, 1966 nt
Organism: Zingiber officinale
Lineage: Eukaryota; Viridiplantae; Streptophyta; Magnoliopsida; Zingiberales; Zingiberaceae
Exons: 5
Coding region: 508-1533 (341 amino acids)
Source: RefSeq, a predicted model, not a curated record